GUUGUAUAAAACGAACUUUGUGACUUUUUUACAUGCAGGACCAUAUUCAUCCAUAUACAAAAUUAUAUAAUUAUAUAAUUGUGUUAUUGGAGAACAUUUGUCCCCAGUAUUGUGUUUUCAGGACGACAUAAUUGUAGCAUAUUUGAGACUCCACCAAGUUCUAACUUGCAUCAAUAGCAUGAAUUUUAUUAGGGUUCCUGGCUUCCUCUAAAAUAAAAAAAUCUCGUAUGCACCACUUAGGCGCACAUGAAGUUGACCAUAAAGGAGUUUCUAAAUACUGCGUUUCCUGUGGGUAUAUUACGAAAGAUUUGGUUUGAUGAAGUUACUGUAAGAUACUUGGUGGGGGGAAAUCUCACCCAGACAGCUUUCAAAAUGCAAUGCACGGAUUCACCUUAAGUAACUGUUCAAAGAAUUUAGCAAUGCUCCAACCUCAGGGAAGACCUAAAGAUGCAAUUCUGUCCCAAACUCAAGUACGUUUUAAAAGGCCCAGCUACUCGGGGUCUGCUUUCCCCAUCUACGAACAAAAGAGGCUCUGCGAGCAGAAGGGGCCGCUUCCCGAGCUGCGGAGCGGGACGCCGCGCGCUGCCCUUCCCAGCCGGUUAGCACGCGGAGCCAGGCUGCGGCCAUGGUCCGGCCGCUCAGUGUCUCGGGCAGCCCGGCCGAGGGUCGUCACGGCAGGCGUCAGGUAGGCCGUCCCACCCGGAGGAUGCCCGCUUGUUCUCGGCUGGGGAAGGAGAGACGCUGCGUACAGCGGCACCGGCCGCGCUCCUGGGCGUCGAAGGGGAAAGGUGGAUAAGUGAGACCCGCCCGGCGCCUGCGCUCCCGCCCGAGCGCCUUUUAAACUGCGUUUCUACCUCCUGCGCUCCGCGCCGCGGCCGCUGGAACCCGCGCGAGCCGCUGCGCCAAUCACCGCCGCGCUUCCUCACACCUCCCACCAAUGGCAGCGCGUGUUCUUGGGGCGUGAGCGAAGCAGGCUGCUCGCCCCUUGCCUCUGUGUGGGCUAGGCUCGCUGCGGGCUCCCGCCUCGGUCGCACUUGCUCGCUACUUCUCCCGGGGCUUUUGUGUCCAGGCCGGCCGGGCUUUGUGUCCGAGUCCCCCGCACCGCUCCGCGCCGCUCUCCCCGGCAGCGCGGCGGGCGGCCAGGAGCGAGCGCGCACCGGCGUGAGCGGCGGCUGUGAGGGGCUGUGGAGGAGGACGCGUCGCCGAGCCCGCGAUGCCCGAGUUCCUGGAGGACCCUUCGGUCCUCACCAAAGACAAGUUGAAGAGCGAGUUGGUCGCCAACAAUGUGACGCUCCCGGUCGGGGAGCAGCGCAAAGACGUGUACGUGCAGCUCUACCUGCAGCACCUCACGGCGCGCAAUCGGCCGCCGCUCGGCUUGGGCUCCAACAGCAAGGGGCCGCCUGACUUCUCCAGCGACGAGGAGCGCGAGCCCACACCAGUGCUGGGCUCCGGGGCCUCCGCGGGCCGCAGCCGCGCCGCCGUCGGCAGGAAAGCCACAAAGAAAACUGAUAAGCCCAGACUAGAAGAUAAAGAUGAUCUGGAUGUAACAGAGCUCUCUAAUGAAGACCUACUGGAUCAGCUUGUGAAAUACGGAGUGAAUCCUGGUCCUAUUGUGGGAACUACCAGGAAGCUAUAUGAGAAAAAGUUGUUGAAACUGAGGGAACAAGGACCAGAAUCAAGGUCAUCCACUCCUCUACCAACAAUUUCUUCUUCAGCAGAAAAUACAAGGCAGAACGGAAGCAAUGACUCUGACAGAUACAGUGACAAUGAAGAAGGAAAGAAGAAAGAACACAAGAAAGUGAAGUCCACUAGGGAUUUUGUUCCUUUUUCUGAACUUCCAUCUACUCCCUCUGGUGGAUUUUUUCAGGGUAUUUCUUUUCCUGAAAUCUCCACCCGUCCUCCUUUGGGCAGGACUGAACUGCAGGCAGCUAAGAAAGUACAUACUUCUAAGGGAGACCCACCUAGGGAGCCUCUUAUUGCCACAGCCUUGCCCCGCAGGGGACAGAUGCAGAAGUUAGCCUCUGGAGGGAAUUUGUUUAUCUCUUCCAAGUCUAGCCAUGAUAGAUGUUUAGAGAGAAGUUCUUCGUCAUCUUCUCAGCAUGAACUCGCUGCCAGGUUGGUCUCUGCUGCAGCUUCUCCUUCACUGAUAAAAGAAACUACUACCACUUACUGUAAAGACACAGUAGAAAAUAUUUACCGUGGAGGGAAAAGUAGAAUUCAACCAUCAUGUUCUAAAGAGUCUAAUGUUUCAGAUCAGUCGAUUCUCUCUAGUGAAAGAGAGGUACUAGAAGAGUCAAAGAGAUCGCAGGUUAUUUCUCCACCACUUGCUCAGGCAAUCAGAGAUUAUGUCAAUUCUCUGUUAGUCCAGGGUGGGGUAAGUAGUUUGCCUGGGACCUCUAAUUCUCUACCCACCCUGAACAUAGAAAACAUAUGUAAGAGAAUUGACCAAUCUUACAGUCAAGAAUCUGAAUCCCUGUCUCCUCCCCGGAAAAUCCCUAGACUCAUUGAGAAGCCAGUAGAGGAAAGGGAUUCAGGUUCGUUUGUGGCAUUUCAAAAUAUAUCUGGAUCUGAACAUAUGUCUUCUUUUGCCAAAACAGUUGUCUCUCGUUCUCUUAAUACCUUAGGAAUAGAAAUGUCUCAGCAACCACAGCAUGGCAAAAUUGACACUUCAGAACCAUCUUUUCCUUUACAUGAAUCUAUUUUAAAAGUAAUUGAAGAGGAAUGGCAGCAAAUUGAUAGGCAGUUGCCUUCAUUGGCAUACAAAUAUCCAGUUUCUUCCAAAGAGGCAACGCGGAUAUUAUCAGUUCCAAAAGUAGAUGAUGAAAUCGUAGGGUUCAUUUCUGAAGCAACACCACCAGCAAGGAUUCAGGCAGCCACUGAGUCUUGUGAUAAGCACUUGGACUUAGCUCUCUGUAGAUCUUACGAAGCUGCAGCAUCAGCACUGCAGAUUGCAGCUCAUACUGCCUUUGUAGCUAAAGCUAUGCAGGCUGACAUUAGUCGGGCUGCCCAGAUUCUUAGCUCAGAUCCUGAUCAUGCACAUCAGGCACUUGAGAUUCUGGGCAAAACUUACGAUGCAGCUUCAUAUCUUUGUGAUGCCGCAUUUGAUGAAGUGAAGAUGUCUGCCCAUACCAUGGGAUACUCUACUGUUGGUCGGCGUUAUCUCUGGUUGAAAGAUUGCAAAAUUAAUCCAGCUUCUAAGAGUAAGCUGACUGUUGCCCCCUUUAAAGGUGGAACAUUAUUUGGAGGGGAAGUACACAAAGUUAUUAAAAAACGUGGAAAUAAACACUAAUAAAAUUAAGAACAAAAAUAGAUGCUUAUCUUUGAAUUGGAGAACAUCAGAACUUUUCUAGGCAUUCGAGACAUUUAUGUCAAAGUUUUCUUUUAAGGCCUCUUUAGUCUCCUGAUAAAGCAGAUUUCAAGAUGUUAAGCUUUACUCAUCAUAUUACAGUAUAAAAGGAAUUCCCUAUAUAUAAUUGUGGGGUUUUGUCCUGCUUUGCACAAGUAGAAAGCCUAGUACAGUUUAGGCUUAGUAGAGCACAUAUAUUUGUCUCAUAGAUACAAGUUUACAGCUUCCUAUUUAACUUGCACUUUUACAACUAUUCAAAAUUUUAAAGAAUUCUAGCAACUACAAUAUUAAUAGAAUCUUCACUCUUUUAGUAGUAUCAUGUACAUACUUUAUACCUAGGUUAUAAUCAAGCAAUUUUACUCACUUGAAACAUUAACCUUAAUUCUCUUUUUUUUCUGCUCAAAAAUUUUUACUUUGAAAGUCUAGUGCAUGGAAAGGUCUUUCAAACAUCCCACGACAAUGGAAGAUGUGCACAGCUCUUGCAUUUUUGAAAGUCUGCUCUGCUUUCCACUGUUUAUUUUCAUUACACAACUCUGUCUUUUGCUUGAAGGCUUUUGUUGUCCAUUCAUUACAUUGCAAGACAGCCUAAGGUACCCCUGUAUCUUAAUUCUUUUUGGUCCUCUUGGCUAAGUAUCUUCACUUUCUGCAACUUUUCCACAUUCUUAUUUUCUUUCGUCUUCAAUGUCCUUCAUAAUAAUUCUAGAUUGCUGUAGUUCCCAAGUGCCCGUACACAGACUUACUGAUCCACAGACAAGUGUGCACAAGAAUAGGGGAAGGAGCUAUAGCUUAACAGAGAGAAGCAGGUGCUUAGCAUGUACAUGGCCCUGGGUUCAGUUCACCAACACCAAAAAAACUUAAUGAAAGAAUUUAAAUCUUAAUGAAAGAAUUUAAGCCAAUGAUGGAGGGCGGGCUUUAAGAGAAAGGGCAGUGUACAGCCAAUAAUUCAUGGGCCAUACCAGUUUGUGAAUCACACUUUCAGGAACACCGCUGUGGAUUGUAGUAGGUCUUCUGAUAUGUUUCAUGUUCACUCAGUAUCACUAUUUUGUCAGGUGAACAAGAUACUAGAAAGAUGGGGCUUUUUUAUUUUUUUUUUCCCAGUACCUUUUAAAUGUAUUUCAAUAUAAAUUGUAUUUCAUGGAUAGUUUAACAGUUUGGAUACUAAAAACAUUUUCUAGAAGACAAGAAAUUUUACUAUAUCCUUAUGUCUGUCUGUAUAAAGCAAUGUAUUAUUUUGUUUUCAUUUGUAUGAUUGUAAGGUAAGAUAGCUUGACUGUAGAGGCAUUGAAAAUAGUAAUCUUAAGCAUAGCAGAAUAUGGUUCCCUGGGGACAUGUCUACCAUCACCAUGUUCUAGACUACACAUUCCAUCUUUGCAGCUUUGUUAUUUGUCUUCUGAAAUGUACAUGUACACAUGUACCUAUUAAGUGCUAUGUGAUUUUUUUUUUAAUGUAUCCUGUAGAAUGCUUCUACAAAUUCAAUAAAGUUGUUAAAUUUGAACA
This is a messenger RNA of Nannospalax galili (Upper Galilee mountains blind mole rat), 4843 nucleotides long. RefSeq names its product thymopoietin (gene Tmpo). The transcript has 4 exons. The record is from RefSeq and is a predicted model, not a curated record. The coding region runs from base 1214 to 3289 and encodes 691 amino acids. Gene Ontology annotation, molecular function: DNA binding. NCBI's taxonomy places the organism in Eukaryota, Metazoa, Chordata, Mammalia, Rodentia, Spalacidae.